UUGUAAACAGUCUCUGAGCUCAGUUGUUAGGGGUUCACCAGACCACAAUCAUUUUUAUAAUCUCACCGUCCAAAACAAUUACUCUCCAUAACAAAACAAAGGAAGCAGAUUAAAAAUGAACGUUGCACAAUUAAUUAAAUCAUCUUCUGCCCUUUAUAUAUCACAAAUCCCAUGCAUCUCUUCAUACAAACCUCACCCAUCUUCACAAACUCUCUCUCCUUCUUCUUGGCUGGACAUACAAAAUGGUCUCGCUGGAAACAGUUCAAGCGACCUCUAGAUCCAUUGAUCAAACUUCGAGUCCUAGAAUUUCUUUCUCUGCAGAAUUUCUUGAUGAAAACAACUUCAUUUCCAUUAGUCCAAACACUUUGCAGCCUGAAGAAGACCAUGAAAUGGAAAGAGAAAAGGCAAGAAAUGCAGAAUUUGAGUUCCUCUCAGGCAAUAUGAGUAGCCACGCCAUUUUAACUGCAGACGAGCUCUUUUUUGAAGGGAAGUUACUUCCCUUCUGGCAAAUGCAGCAAUCUGAGAAACUCCAUAAAAUCAGCCUCAAAAGUAAAGAAACUAUGGAAGUAGAAGAAGAAGAGGAGGUGAACAAGGAGGAGCCUAGAGUAAGUUGGUUUGUUGAUGAUGACCCAUCUCCAAGGCCCCCAAAAUGCACAGUUCUCUGGAAAGAAUUGCUGAGGUUAAAGAAGCAACGUGCUUCUUCUCUCUCACCAUCAUCAUCUUCCUCCUCAACAUCAUCUUCUUCUAGCUCCCUAGCCGAUAUCGUUACCACAGUAGAAGCCAAACAAGGCUCUGGAAACAGAGACAAGCAAGGGAAAAGGAUGAAGAAAGGAUUGGAGAGAACCAGAUCAGCUACUAUUAGGAUAAGGCCAAUGAUAAAUGUGCCCAUUUGCAGCCCGGUGAAGAGCAGUCCUUUGCCACCUUUGUUUCCCCUUAAGAAGGGGAGAUUAGAAAGAUGAGGUGAGGAGAAAAGGUGGUAGCUCAAGCUUGUCUGCGUUCUGUAGGAUUGUCUAAUAUGUUGAGCUUUCUUAUCAGUUCUUUCAUUUCAAGUCGACUUCAGACUCUUUUUUUUUUAUAAUUUUAUUUCCCUACUUCUGUAUCUAGAUUAUGUUAAUUUCGAUGAAUCUUUUAAAUUAUAAUGUAAAUGAUAACAUUACAUA
This is a messenger RNA of Manihot esculenta (cassava), 1160 nucleotides long. RefSeq lists its product as uncharacterized. The record is from RefSeq and is a predicted model, not a curated record. Bases 243 to 959 code for a protein of 238 amino acids. NCBI's taxonomy places the organism in Eukaryota, Viridiplantae, Streptophyta, Magnoliopsida, Malpighiales, Euphorbiaceae. The transcript has a single exon.